Microcebus murinus (gray mouse lemur) is the source of this 6277-nucleotide messenger RNA. It is a transcript of the gene SYDE2, whose product is annotated as synapse defective Rho GTPase homolog 2. Lineage: Eukaryota; Metazoa; Chordata; Mammalia; Primates; Cheirogaleidae. Gene Ontology annotation, molecular function: GTPase activator activity. Gene Ontology annotation, cellular component: synaptic membrane. The record is from RefSeq and is a predicted model, not a curated record. Gene Ontology annotation, biological process: cell migration; signal transduction; regulation of Ras protein signal transduction.
CGCCUUCCCGCGGCAGAGUUAUGCCAAGUAUGUGAGGAGCCGGCGAGGGCCAGCGCCGGUCAUGGGGAGCCGCCGCCGCCGCCUGCACGGCUUUCUCUGCAACCCGGCUCCGACCUCUCCGCACGGCGGGGGCGAGCCUAGCCGCUGAGGCAGAGGGGAUGGCGGACCCUCUGAGGAGGACGCUGUCUAGGCUCCGGGGAAGGCGCGGUUCCCGCGGCGCCGGGGGGCUCGGGCUCCGGACGGCCGCUGCAGCUACGGUGGCGACUUCUUCGGUGGCUGAGGGAGACGCCUGGGGUGGUCCGGACUCCUCCGGACGCGAGCACAGCGGGGAAGCCCAGCCGAGCCUGACGCAGCCUCCGCCGUCACCUGAGGUGUGGAGCCCCGAGGCGCGGGUCCGCGGAGGGCGCCCGGGGCAGUCGGGGGCGCUCGUGCCGCGGCCGCGCGGCGGGCAGAAGGCCGUCUCUCGGGGCCACGGACCCGUUUGCGCCUCUCCGCACGCCUCGCCGGGCUCCUGGGGCAGCAGAGAGGAGGAGGAGGACUCCGAGGACUACGACGCCGACUACUACGAGAACCUGCCCGGCGGCUCUCCGCCCGCGCCCGAGCCUGAGGGGGCGGAGGCGGAGCGGCGGCCCCCGCCUCUCCCGGCGGCGGGCUCCUCCCCGGGGGCGGAGGGCGGCCGCCUGGAGACAGGCAGGCUGCAGACCCAGUUGCGAGAGGCCUAUUAUCUGCUGAUCCAGGCCAUGCACGACCUGCCCCCUGACUCUGGCGCGCGGCGGGGUGGCGGGGGCUUGGCGGAUCACGGCUGCCCUGCGGGAGCCCGGGCUCCGGGCCAGCCGCCUUCCCCCAGCGGCGCUGAGGACCGCCUAGCCUGCCCCCGAGCCUGGGAGCGGGGAGGCGGCGACCGCCCUGGGCAGCAGGUGUCCCCACCCCGGUCGCCUUCGAGGGAGUCGGGGGGAGGCCGGCUGCAGACUCCUCGGAUGCGGCUGCCCUGCAGCAGAAGCCUCGAGAGCCUCCGGGUGUGUGCCAAGCCGCCUCCCUUCCAGCGGUGGCCGAGCGACAGCUGGAUCAGGUGCGGCGCGCGGCGCGGGGACUGGGACGAGCCCCCGCCACGUGGAGGCAGGAUGGACGGCUGGCGCGGGGGCAGUGCCCGGACUGUGGCGCCCGCCGGCCUCCUGCCUCUGGGCUCCGAGGACCCCGGCCGCUCGUCGGGAACCCCUUUCAGGGAUCCAGCAGGGUCCUCUGUGUUACGCGGCGGCAAAGGAGACCUCCAGGAGGGGCCCCCCUUCCUCAGGCCGCCUGCGGUGACAGUCAAGAAGUUGCAGAAGUGGAUGUACAAAGGACGCCUGCUGUCUCUGGGAAUGAAGGGUCGCGCCCGUGGGACGCCCCCCAAACUCACGGGAGCGCAGGCUUCCUCCCCAAAUCUGGGCGCUUUGAAAGCGCAUGAAAACCAAGUCCUCUCCGUGCCUCCAGACCAAAGAAUUACACUCACAGAUUUAUUUGAAAAUGUUUAUGGGUCUUCAAUGAAGAGAAGGGAACUUGAAGAUCUAAAGGAUAAUAUUGAAUUCAGAGGUCAUAAGCCACUUAACAGUAUCACUGUUUCAAAGAAACGCAAUUGGCUAUAUCAGAGUACUCUGAGAUCUUUUAAUCUGGAAGAAGAAAAUAAGAAAUGCCAAGAUAGAAGCCCGUUAUCCAUCUCACCUGUGUCUCUACCUAAACAUCAGCGAUCACAGCCUUUCUUCAAAUCAUCUGAAGAAUACUGUACAUAUAUGGUGUGUAAUGCUACAAACUCUUCAUUAUCAAGAAACUGUUCUUUAGACUUUAAUGAGGAAAAUGAUGCAGAUGAUGAAGGAGAAAUAUGGUACAACCCCAUUCCUGAGGAUGAUGACCUUGGUUUAUCCAGUGCCUUGAGUUUUGGUGAGGUAAACUCUGCUGUUCUGAAGCUUCCUGCUGUUAGUUUGAGCAUGUUGCCUGGUAGUGGCCUGAUGAAACCAGAGUCCCAUACUGAAGACUUGCUGUGCUCUUCUGAACACAUAAGUGAUAUUCAAGCCAUGCCAUCAAAUGUAAUGAAUCCUAUACAUUCCAUCCAUUCCACAGAAUUUGUGCAGCAGUACAAGCAAAGGGUAGGACCCAGGACACAAGAAGCUACAAUGGUGGAGGAUAGUUCCAUGUUAAAAUCUCCUUUUACAGGUCCUGGGAUCCUAGCUUCUACAAGUAGGACUGAAUUGGGAGUUACAGAACCAUCUUCUCCAAAUCCUAGCCCUGUGAAAAAAGGCAGUUCAAUUAAUUGGUCUUUGCCAGAUAAAAUAAAAUCUCCACGAACUGUGAGGAAACUUUCCAUGAAAAUGAAAAGAUUGCCAGAAUUUAGCCGAAAACUGAGUGUUAAGGGAACCCUGAAUUACAUAAACAGUACAGAUAAUACUCCUUCUUUGUCUAAAUGUAACUAUCAAGAAAUUCAUCAUACUGUUAUUCUACCUUCUGGGAACACAACCACAGCUGCUAGGAGGAAUGUUAUAAGUCGAUACCAUCUUGAUACCAGUGUAUCUUCUCAGCACAGCUACCAGAAGAAAACCUCUGUGAGUUCUAAGUAUUCCUGCAAAGGAGGUUACCUCAGUGAUGGAGACUCACCUGAACUUAUAACUAAAUCUGGCAAACAUGGAUCUGAAAACAAAUUUGGAAAAGGAAAAGAAAUAGUUUCUAAUAGUUGUAGCAAGAAUGAAAUAGAUAUUGAUGCUUUUAGACAUUAUAGCUUUUCUGAUCAACCUAAAUGUUCACAGUAUAUAUCUGGGCUCAUGAGUGUGCAUUUCUAUGGUGCUGAGGAUUUAAAACCACCCCGCAUAGAUUCAAAAGAUGUCUUUUGUGCAAUUCAGGUAGAUUCAGUAAACAAAGCAAGAACAGCUUUGCUCACCUGUCGGACAACAUUUUUAGACAUGGAUCAUACUUUCAACAUAGAAAUUGAAAAUGCACAACAUUUGAAACUAGUAGUAUUUAGUUGGGAACCCACGCCAAGAAAAAAUAGAGUUUGUUGUCAUGGAACUGUUGUUCUCCCCACAUUAUUCAGAGUGACAAAGACACAUCAGUUGGCUGUCAAACUUGAACCCAGAGGUCUUAUUUAUGUGAAAGUGACUCUUAUGGAACAGUGGGAGAAUUCUCUUCAUGGGCUAGAUAUCAAUCGAGAACCAGUAAUAUUUGGAGUUGAUAUUCGAAGAGUUGUGGAGAAAGAAAAUAUAGGAUUGAUGGUGCCACUCCUGAUACAGAAAUGUAUUAUGGAAAUUGAAAAGAGAGGCUGUCAGGUAGUAGGCCUGUAUCGAUUAUGUGGUUCGGCAGCAGUCAAGAAAGAACUUCGAGAGGCUUUUGAGAGGGAUAGCAAAGCUGUUGGUCUGUGUGAAAACCAGUACCCAGAUAUAAAUGUAAUAACAGGUGUUCUUAAGGAUUAUUUAAGAGAACUUCCUUCUCCUCUGAUAACAAAACAGCUUUAUGAGGCUGUAUUAGAUGCAAUGGCAAAAAGUCCUUUGAAAAUGUCAUCAAAUGGUUGUGAGAAUGACCCAAGUGAUUCCAAGUUUGCUGUUGACCUGCUAGAUUGUCUGCCUGAGAUUGAGAAGGAAACCCUGAAGAUGUUGUUGGAUCAUUUGAAAUUGGUGGCUUCUUACCAUGAAGUAAAUAAGAUGACCUGCCAGAAUUUGGCUGUGUGCUUUGGACCAGUAUUAUUAAGUCAAAGGCAAGAGACUUCCACCCAUAACAACAGAGUCUUUACUGAUUCAGAAGAACUUGCAAGUGCUUUGGAUUUUAAAAAACAUAUAGAAGUUCUUCAUUAUUUACUCCAACUCUGGCCAGUGCAACGUUUAACUGUCAAAGAAUCAACAGACAAUUUGUUUCCAGAGCAGAAGUCUUCUGUGAAUUGUUUGAGGCGGAAGAAAGAACGACCUUACAUGUUAGAUUUGAGUAGUACUGAUUCAUCUGGAGUGCUUAGGCCAAGACAAACCAGAUUAGACAGUCCACUUAGCAAUCGUUAUGCAGGAGACUGGAGCAGCUGUGGAGAAAACUACUUUUUAAAUACAAAAGAAAAUUUAAAUGAUGUGGAUUAUGAUGAUGUCCCUUCAGAAGAUAGAGAAAAUGGAGAAAAUUAUAGCAAAAUGGAUGGACCAGAAAUAAUGAUCGAACAGCCAAUUCCCACAUCCAAAGAGUGCACAUUUCAGACAUACUUGACAAUGCAGACAAUUGAAUCUACAGUAGAUAGAAAAGUCAAUCUCAAAGAUCUACAAGAAAGUAUUGAUACUUUGAUUGGAAAUCUGGAACGUGAGCUCAACAAAAAUAAGCUUAAUAUGAGUAUUUGAGAUUGAGGGUUUUUAUUUGGUUUUUCAUAAUGCCUUAAAGUUUCAAAUCUGUCUUUCUCACUUUCUUUUCUUAUACCUCCAACAGUGAUGUUUUUAUUUUUUUACUCUUGAAAAUUUCAGUUAAUUUCUAAUAAGUUUGUGAUUUAAUUAAAAAUACUAUUCACUAAUACAAUUUUGACUUAUUAGAAAACUUUUCUGGGGGUAAAGAUAACUUGGACUUCUUGGGAUAUUUUAAUAAAUCUUGCCAACUCUAUGGAAAUAACUUUCACAUGCAUUUAGAAGGUUCAGAUAAGUUAUUAGCCCCCCAAGGUUUUGGUACUUCAUAGGAACUGCUCUGCUGAGACAGAUGUUUCUUUAGAGAAAUGUCACCACUCAGUCUGAUUUGCAGUAUGAGUCCUGGUACAAUGCAACAUCAUUUGGUCACACUUCAUUUGUAAUGUAAAUGCUGCUAUAAGAAAACCAUUUUAUAAAUAAAAGUAAAAUUAUACUAAUAUUAAUGUAUUCUGUAUUAACAUUCAGUAAUUAUUUAAGCUUAAAGAAAUUAAAUAUUUUUAUAAUACUGAAAUUGUAUAUAUUUAUAAAUGCAUAUAUAUGUAAGUAUUAGAAUCGAGGGAGUGGUGGCCUUUAGAAUCACAUGUAUUUUUAAAGCAUAUAUGUCAUGAGGCCAAAAUUAUUAGCUUACAAAUAUCUUUUUCAGGAAAAGGACAUGUAAGUUACAGGAGUUACAUAAAAACACUUGAACAAAAACACUCUAGAAGCAUCUGAAUAGAAAUAAUUGACUUUCUUUUUUGAUUCACAGAAAGUCACAAUAUCCCUUGUGAAAAGUCAUCUUUGAAAUCUUCUAACUCCUUGAGUGAUUAAGUGCCCUGAUUUCUGCAUUGGUGACUUAGAUUAAAAAAAUCUUUACCUAUUUUACGCAUUUUUGUAUUCUGCUUUAAGUAUUUAUUUGUAGCAGUACAUUUAUAACACUGACUUUAUAAUUACACUGAUUUGUUUCUAAGGAAAUUAUCUUGCCAGCAUAUUACAUGUUAUUUUUAAAAAUUAACUUAUUUUAGCUAAGUAUAUCUAAAAGGUAGUCAUUAUGGCAAUCAUAGCAGUGUUUGAAAAUGUAAAUUUAGAAGCUUUUUUAUUAAAUCAAGAUGUAUUUUUUUAACUUUUAUACCUAAAGAAUAUAUAAUUUUAAAAUUAUAAAUAAAAUUUAAAUUACCAACUUUUAAGAUAUAGCAGCCAUUAAAAAAGCUGAAUUCCUGAUGUUUUUUCCCUAAAUAUUAUUUAAUCAUUUCUAUGCAAUAUACAUUGGUAAACAGGAAACCUUUGUUAUUUAAUUUGAAAAUCCAUUGUUAAAAAAAUAGAUAACUAUUUUUAUAUGAAAUUUUCUUUUUUUCAGCUUUGUGUAACAAUUCAGAAGAAUACCAAAAGAACAUGUGUAUUGAGUAAACAACCAAAAAAAGUACUUUUAAAUGUUUUGUAGGAAGACUGCCAUAGUUUUCUUCCUUUUAUUUGCUAUUUAUGUAUAUUGUAUGAAUUGAAUAAGUUCCAGAAAUGUAAAACUUUUAUUAAAAUAUUAUAACCAUGGAGUCAUGCUGUUAAUUAUCAUAAUGAUUUUAAGGAUCACUUAUUUCAAUAUUCUUUUUAAACAAAGGUGUUAAAGUAUUGGACCAUCAUGUAUUAUAUAUAAAUAUAUGUAAUAACGUUUAUUUGUCUAGAAUUUAAUUCUCCAGGGUCUGAAAUACUUAAGGGCCAUGCUUAUAUUACUAUAUAUUUUGGAUGGGAAUAGUUUUAAAGUUAAUCUCUGCCAUCUUAAAUAGAGAAUUCUAAACAUUGUCUAAUCCCUGAGUCAUAACUAUAAACCUCUCUUGUUGACUGUUGUUCUAGAAGUGUUGAAUAAGUUUAAAUGACUUUAUUUUAAAUCGCCUUUUAUUUCAAAUAUUUUUUGAGUUUUUAUA